Molecule: messenger RNA, 951 nt
Organism: Ilex paraguariensis (yerba mate)
Lineage: Eukaryota; Viridiplantae; Streptophyta; Magnoliopsida; Aquifoliales; Aquifoliaceae
Source: the annotation of a GenBank genome assembly
AUGGAUACGAAAAAGUCAUGCAUAUUCGUGGCUUACCUUCUUAUAUUCUUCUCCAUAGGAGCCACCUUUGUCCAAGGUCCAGGUAAUGGUGGCAACAAUGGAAACAGAAACGGCAACAACAACAACAAUAAUAAUCGAAAGAAGUUGCCUAACGACGCUGCUUCAACCCAUUACCGCACGUUGAAACCGCUACCAGGGACGGAGGAGGAACAAGCUCUCUGCGGAGCUAGAGGGGCUUGUUACAACACGAUCCUAACGUGCCCAGCUCAGUGUCCUCAAAGGAAGCCCAAGAACAACAGGAAGAGAAAGGGAUGCUUUGUUGACUGCAGCAGCAGGUUUGUUGGUGGUGAUGGUGUGAUGUUCUACUUCCAUGGAGCCAAGACGGGAGACUUUACUAUUGUCUCAGAUGACAACCUACACAUCAAUGCCCACUUCAUUGGAACCCGACCGGAGGGGAGGACUCGUGACUUUACAUGGGUUCAAGCCCUCUCAGUGAUGUUCGACACUCACACUCUUGCCCUUGCAGCAAAGAAAAUCUCGCACUGGGAUGACAACUUUGAUGCUCUUGUUGUGAAGUGGGAUGGUGAGACAGUUAUCGUCCCUAUGGAUGGCGAGGCGGAAUGGAGGAUUACACUGGUGGAAUUGGAUGUGAAAGUGACACCGAUAGGAGAAGAAGACAACCGGAUUCACAGUUACCGGUUACCGGCCGAUGAUGCUUUUGCUCACUUGGAGACACAGUUCAGGUUCUUCAACCUAUCAGAUCUUGUGGAGGGAGUUCUGGGUAAGACUUACAGGCCAGGCUAUUUCAGCCCAGUCAAGAGAGGAGUUCCAAUGCCUAUGAUGGGUGGGGAGGACAAGUACCAGACUCCAUCUCUCUAUUCACCUCUCUGCAAGGCCUGCAGGUUUCAUAGACCAUCUGGAGUAGCUACAAUGGAAUUAUCUCAAUACUGA